GACAGUUGGAGUACUUUUAUUAUGUAAGUGCCUCUGACGGAAGCUAUUAAACGCGUCAGCAGUGGAGCUUGACUUCCUACCGUGUCUCAACGCCGAGAGAAGGCCAUGGCUCGAGGGCAGCAGAAGAUCCAGUCUCAACAGAAGAACGCAAAGAAAGCAGCAGAGAAGAAGAAAGGCCAAGGUGCGGAUCAGAAGACUGCAGCCAAAGCAGCACUGGUCCACACAUGUCCUGUCUGCAGGACACAGAUGCCAGAUCCCAAGACAUUUAAACAGCAUUUUGAAAGCAAGCACCCAAAGUCUCCUAUGCCUCCUGAGCUGGCAGAUGUUCAAGCUUAAAAGACACAAGAAACUGACAUGAACCUAACACCGGGACCCUGGGGAAAGAAACAACAUGAUUUGAUCCUGCCGACUAACUCGACUUGCUGUACCAUGGACCAUGUGGUCAGAGAACUUGGAAUGUACUGAAGCACACCAGCACACUUUUUUUCUUUUUUAAUUUUAUGUCCAUAUUGCUUCCAUCUCUUCAGAGUGUGCUGUGACCCAACAGUUUCAUUGCCACGUGCUGUAACUUGUCAUAUUUAUUCACCACUUUUUCCAAUGCCUUUGUGGCACUUGGACCCUGUCUGACGAGUAUGAUUUUAAAAUAUCAUUAGGUGCUUCAAUCCAUAAUGUAUGUGCCCUGAUAUUUUAACUGUGAACCAAAUUGGAGAGGUGCACCACUGUGUGUAUUAAUACUAUUGACCAGGAUUUAGAUUGAGAUGCAUUUAUUGACAUGCUUAAAAUGAUCACAAAUGCGGUAAAUUUGCACCUGUUCAAAUAUUCUGAAUGAGUCGGGACCCACGAACACUCUUUUGUUACUUUGUUUUCUAAAGUUUUCAAUAAAUGGAUAUGCAUAUAGUA
Molecule: messenger RNA, 900 nt
Organism: Pimephales promelas (fathead minnow)
Lineage: Eukaryota; Metazoa; Chordata; Actinopteri; Cypriniformes; Leuciscidae
Product: transcriptional regulator ZNF706
Source: RefSeq, a predicted model, not a curated record